This is a messenger RNA of Pectinophora gossypiella (pink bollworm), 1274 nucleotides long. RefSeq lists its product as uncharacterized. Bases 136 to 798 code for a protein of 220 amino acids. Gene Ontology annotation, molecular function: DNA binding. Gene Ontology annotation, cellular component: transcription regulator complex; nucleus. Gene Ontology annotation, biological process: regulation of transcription by RNA polymerase II. NCBI's taxonomy places the organism in Eukaryota, Metazoa, Arthropoda, Insecta, Lepidoptera, Gelechiidae. The record is from RefSeq and is a predicted model, not a curated record. The transcript is spliced from 2 exons.
GCCGGCACGAAGCGGCAACGUCGCGCGGACGCUUCGUCGCGCAACAUAGCGCUUUCUAUUUGCUAUCGACCGCCGCGCCGCCGCCAGUUCACGCGACGAGUCGCUGACGCGCGGUCUUGUGACUAAACUUACAAAAUGGCGCCAAGAAAGUAUCUCGUCUCUGAAGAAAUGAUUCCGACGCUCAUAAGAAAAGUGAGGAGUAAAGAGUGUCUCUGGAACCCUGAGGAUUAUAACUAUAAUGAUAGAUUUCACACUCUUUCUGCGUGGAGGAAUAUCGCCAAAGAAAUGGAUAUACCAGAAGAUAUAAUCAAAACAAAAUGGAAAAAUCUAAGAGACUUAUUCAAAAGGGAGUACAAGAAAAACCGUUGUAAGAAACUAGAGAACUAUACCGGAAAAUGGAAAUAUUUCAAAUCCAUGUGGUUUAUACAGACACCAUCCGAUUACGUAGCCAAUGGGGCUGACGAGGAAAAUGAAGACAACCAAUCACGUGAUAAUGAUGAAACUGAGGGAGAAGUUAAUCAGGAUAAGAACCCCUUUGAACCUGUCAUGAAAUUUGAUCCACCGGACGAACCCGAUGAAUCUCAAGUAUAUAUUGAAGAUGCAGAUAUUAUUCCUGAUAAACGGAGAAGGUUCAACGACGGUGAUUACGACAUGAUGUACCUACAGUCCUUAACGCCUUACUUCAGUGAACUAGAUCCGAUGAGGAAGCUAGUAGUGAGGAGUAAAAUCAAUGAUCUAUUGAUGACUGAACUAGCUGCCCAACACGCAUCUAACAAACAAAACGGUAGGAAGAGUUAGUGAGUGAUUUUAUGAAACUUACUGAACUGACUGAUAUUUUUUCUAUAAUGAGAACUAAUGUUAAUGAUAUGUUAAGUUUAGCAGAAAAUCUUAUGAGUGAUGAUAAUAUUGAUGUUACAUUUAUCGCGAAAUACAUCUGUGGCUUGGUUUUUAAAGACUGGCUUUAGUUGCGUCAAUUAUAAUCAAAGGCCUGAAUGGUGCACUAUGUAGAUUAACUAAAAGCAAUACAGUAGUAUUGCUUUAUUUUUCUUACCUUUGUAUACUUUCUGUUGAAAGGAUGCGUUCCUUAUUAGGCGAAGAAGUAAUUGUGAUUACAGUUUCGAUAUGGAAACUAUUGAUAUUUAACUUCUAGCAUUGUUUAUAAACGUUUACUUAGAAAACGAGGCUCUUAAAGUAACAGAUUUUAUCCUGUUUGAUAAAUGUUUGUUCUUGUUAAGCAGAUGGAAAUAUAUUUUAUAAUUAAAGCCUUGGACCAA